GACCCAGUCUUGUUCGUGACCGCAGCGCUGAAACGCGUAUCGAUAACUUCGUAUCAUUAUUUCGUAUUAAAUGACGUUUUUGUUCGCUCGUUCCACACAAACUGCGCAGUGUGCAACCGCUCGGCAUAGAAGAAUCAUAUUGUUCUACUAUAUAUUGUAAAUUAGACUCUCUGGUACAAUCAGCUGAUAUAAAGGACAUCAAACAAUCAGACUCGAAAUUGGAAUUUUAAUUCAGUCAUGCGGAGAUAGCGCGCGCAGAUGGACGUCACUAACGGUCCGUCGUUGCGUUUACGCGGCGGUGUAACAAAUUGUGAAAAUAAAAAACAUGAUCUUAAUUUGUGUACAAGUGUGAUGCCGGCUGAGACCCAGCGACUCCUCCCACCAACUUCGGAGACGAUUAUGACAAAACCGUUUCCAAUACGAGGAGAACGAGCAAACUAUGUAAACAUUCCACAUGUUAUUGCAAUGGUUGGUCUGCCAGCUCGGGGCAAGACUUACAUAUCUAAGAAGCUGUCAAGAUAUCUUAAUUGGAUAGGAAUUAAUACUAGGGUAUUCAAUCUUGGAGAGUACAGACGACAUGCUACAACUGCAUACACAAGUCAUGAGUUUUUCAGAGCUGAUAAUAAAGAGGCCAUGGCUAUACGGCAGCAAUGUGCGCUGGAUGCAUUGCAUGAUGUCUGUGAGUGGCUGGUUAAAGGUGGAGAGGUUGCUGUGUUUGAUGCCACAAACUCAACAAUGGAGCGACGGCGAAUGAUCCGAGAAAUCGUUGUUCACAAAAUGGGCUUCAAACUAUUCUUUGUAGAAUCCAUUUGUGAUGAUCCACGCAUUAUAGAACAAAAUAUUAUGGAAGUAAAAGUAAGCAGUCCGGACUACACAAACUUACAAGACUCUGACAAUGUUCUAGAUGACUUUUUACUAAGGAUAGAGCAUUAUAAGGAAAAGUAUGAGCCGUUGGACGAAAGCCUAGAAUCGGAAUGCAGCUUUAUGAAAAUAUAUGACACAGGAGAAAAAGUUGUUGUACAUAAACACGAAGGACAUAUACAGAGUCGGAUUGUAUAUUACUUGAUGAAUAUACAUAUAGUACCACGAACAAUUUAUUUAACAAGGCACGGUGAAAGUCUCCACAACUUAGUGGGACGUAUAGGCGGUGACAGCGAGUUGUCAACCCGAGGAAAGCAAUACGCCAGUGCACUAGCCACUUAUAUAGACCAGCAAAAUAUCCCCGGUCUACGCGUUUGGACAUCCUGGAUGAAGAGAGCCAUACAAACGGUGAAGGAUGUCCGAGCACCACAGGAAAGGUGGAAGGCCCUUAAUGAGAUUGAUGCGGGGAUAUGCGAAGAAAUGACCUAUGCGGAGAUACAACAAAAGUACCCGUCAGAUUUUAAUUCCCGGGAUGCGAACAAGUUCGCCUACCGGUACCCUCGAGGGGAGAGCUACGAAGACCUGGUAGCACGGCUGGAGCCGGUCAUCAUGGAGCUGGAGAGGCAAGGGAAUGUACUGGUGGUGUCCCACCAGGCCGUCAUGAGGUGCCUCCUGGCCUACUUCCUGGAUAAGUCUGCUGAUGAGCUCCCAUAUCUUCAUGUGCCAUUGCACACAGUGAUAAAACUGACACCGGUAGCCUACGGCUGUCGGGAAGAACAUAUUAAAUUGUCCGUCGAUGCCGUAGACACACAUCGGCCGAAACCAUCUGAAAAAGAAGAAACGGACGGCAAUGGAAAAGUGAUACCUGCUCCGCCCAUUAAGUCGCCAGUUCCACCUGUACUCAACGGUGAAGCAAAUGGAGAUAACAAAGAGGAUCAACACUAGAUGGCAUGCUAAUUU
Molecule: messenger RNA, 1821 nt
Organism: Pieris napi
Lineage: Eukaryota; Metazoa; Arthropoda; Insecta; Lepidoptera; Pieridae
Gene: Pfrx
Product: 6-phosphofructo-2-kinase/fructose-2,6-bisphosphatase
Exons: 10
Coding region: 259-1806 (515 amino acids)
Biological process (GO): fructose metabolic process; fructose 2,6-bisphosphate metabolic process
Cellular component (GO): cytosol
Molecular function (GO): fructose-2,6-bisphosphate 2-phosphatase activity; ATP binding; 6-phosphofructo-2-kinase activity
Source: RefSeq, a predicted model, not a curated record